AUGGCAUCGCCGUCGCCGUCGCCGUCGCCGCGCUCGCACCGCGAGACGGUCGUGGUGAGCGCCGAGGAGCUGCUGCACCCGCUGGAGGAGCGCGUCUUCCAGCUGUCGCAGGAGCUCACGCAGACGGACCCGCAGGUGCCCGCGCUCUCGGACGACGAGGUCAUCACCAAGCUCAACAUGAUCGCUGAGACGCUGGAGGAGGUCGAGACCAACUUCCGCAAGGAGAGAUCGUCCCCGUAUCGCCGCGACGGCCACCUCAUUGGGAACCUGCUGCAAGUGCUGGAGCAGAAUGAGGACUUCUACCCAAUGCUGGAGGGGAAGCUGUCGGAUCUGAGUGUGAACCGCGUCAAGGCUGCGACGUGUCGGUUGCUACUGGCCACGGUGCCGGUCAAUAGCCGAGCGAUCGUGCGCAUGCUGGACGACGAUGAGGAGAUGUUGGAGCGAGUGUGUGGCUUUGCUACAGAUAGCGAUCCAGGACUGCGGUGCUAUGCGACGGGGUUGCUGUCUGUGGGGUUGAGAGACCGCUCGGUUGCGGACACGGUGGUGAAUAAUGACACGCCGGUUAAAUUGUUGAAGAGGGCCAGGAUGUACGCGUCCAAGUUGGAGAAGGAGCGGCAGCAAGCGGUCAAGUAUAUCCAGGACCACUUGCGUCUGGCUUCGUCUCGUCAUAAGAAAACUACAGGUGGUGGAGGCAACACGUCGACAAAAGCAACAACACCGCAGAGAUCGCUGAAGAGGAAGCACUCGGAUAUUGGCAGUCGGGCACCAGCACAUGGCAACGAGCAUGGCGAAGGUACGGAUGCUACAGCAAGCAUGGAUGCGGAAGAAGAGGAGGAGCCGGCGGUGGCCGUUCCGAUACAGCAGUCAUUGCCAAUUUCCGGUGGCGAUGAAGACGUGUUGGGUGGAUUUGAAGACGGGUCGGUCGUGAUGCCGCGUCCUGAGCAUCAUGAAGAGGACUUCAAGCGUCUGGUAAUGCUCGAGUUGCUGUACACUCUGGAUUGUCUGGGAUCGAUGGGAGAAUAUCUGGAAAUUUUUGCACCAGCACUGAAAGAAGACAUCGUUGGGACCGUCAUCACGUUCUUGCAUAGCAAGAAUCCAGCAGUGAUAUCGCACACGAUGACGCUAACGUCGCAUUUCCUCGCGCACAAGAAGUUUUCGUUUUCGCUUGUUGAGUCGGGGGGAGUAGACCUACUGUUCACGGUAUUCAAGUUACAGCAAGCAGCUGGCCAAGUCGGUUUGCUGGAUCGCAGCCUUUCAAUGUGCCUUCACGGAUUUGCAUCUUCGUCUGCAGUUAUUGAGCGCCUGGUUGUGAUGAGUCCGGAAAACAUGCUGUCAGCCGCGUUUACUCUGCUUUCCAGCCCGAAUGACCGUGCAAGACAGAACGCUGUGGUGUUUUUCAGCUUGACGCUGGGGUUCAAGGCGAUUCUGGACUACUUCGAGAAGCACAAUGGACUGUACACUAUCCUGAAUAUCAUCCGAGUGGGCAAUCACCCGAAAUCAGUGGCACAAAGACAACUUGCUCAAGAUGCCUGCUUGUGCUUGCGUCAGUACGUGCGUAUGCAUAUGGCUAUGGUGACGCAUCGGCUCCGGAGAAAGCUUGCACAACUGAACCAUCCGUCAAAUCGGCAGUCAAACACAGCGCCAGUAUUAACGGCGGCAACCGCGGCGUCUCGAAUCCCAGCUCGGGUCCCGAAAAUUAACUGGUCUAAGGCAAUCGACCUCGACGACAAGACUCACGAGCAAAAUAUGGUGUUUUACGAGAAAUAUCGCUUCAGUGCAAGCAGUGGCAACUCCAACAAUUCAUGGUCUGCUGCAACCGGUCCAGGCAAUGGGAUGUGGCCUCCCGCCGCAAAACUCAGUCAUUUGCGUGGCAUCCUAGUGCUUUUGGAGGUUGUGGCUAUGAUGUGCUCAGUAAUGCAAAAUACUGAUCCGGAUGCUAACUCCUCGACUAUACGGAUAUGGACCGGAGAACGCGCACAAUUUUGCUUGGACUCUCUUCGCGUUCUGACGCUCGUGGUUCCCACUUUGGCUAGUGAGGUAUGCUCGACAGAAGUAUCCUUAGACGAGGGUAGCACUUCCAAGCAGCUUGGGAUGGCGAUUCUGCUGGAAAUUGCAAUGAGCAGCAAUCCAAGAGACUCGGAGUUGGUUCGGGAUGCGCUGCGAGUAUUCUGCAAUUGUGUGUCUCCACCUCACCACGAAGACUGUUGGCAACACCCUUACAAAGACAUCCGGCAGUACACAUUGACUGCUAGAAGCAUGAGAACGAAGAAAGAUGACCAGGCGCAACGCUCAAGCUCGGAGACAACAGACCAAGGACCGAACGCGGCUACGCCCGAUAACUGUUCGAACUGCUGUUCUAAAGCUAAAGAUGACAAAAUGUUGCGGCCUGUGCGAAAAUUGGCGAGGGAGAGAAAUGCGAUCAAGGUGUGUGUCUAUCUACUUCGGUACAAGCGGUCGGUGCAGAAUGCAGAUGCAAUUCGACUUCUGGCGACGCGUGCGCUGCUGGGGUUAUCUCGCGACCGGCACAUUUCCCAAAUUCUUGAGAAGAUGCAGGUCGGGCAACUACUGUCCGAUAUGAUUCGUAGUGAUCCAGUUUUGGAGGAAAACGCUGACAUUCACGUGCGCUUUCGGGAAUCUGCCUUGGAUUUGAUUUCUCACGUGACGCAUCGAGCGUCCAACGUCGUGAUCAACGAGGCAACGGACCCUACUGUGAGGAAAAUUGAAAAGGCAAGCAUCGUUGCAAGUACCAAGAUUACUUACGACGAGAAUGAGUUACUGCGUCUAAUUCACGACCAUCUCGUCACGAAAGGACUGCAUCACGCUGCAUCUGCUCUUGUUGACGAGGCCAAGAUUCACGUUGAGAAGCAAAGGAAAGUGUCUUCGGCUGGCGAUUGCCGAACUGAACCAAGCCUGGUUAAUGGUGGAACAGCUUCUUCAGAUCAGACGAGCUUUACACCACACAAGAAGCAAAUAGUUGCUAAUCAAGACGUGCCCCUUAGCGUUGCAAGUCGACGCGAAAGUGGGUAUCUAAGCGGGGAUGACACACCGCGCCCGAAAAAACUGCAGCGAGUUUCAUCGUUGGGUUCGAUUGUGCCAGAGCUGAAGAAAGUUCAGGUUGCAGAAUCUGCUCAGGGUUCUCGUCUAUCAGUGAAAAUAUCCCGACCGGUAGAUGGAAAAGUUAACGCCGCCACUCCAGCUACUCCUUAUUGCCAAUCGAGGAAACGAAUGCGUCAGGCUUUCUCCAGGCCACAUCUUUUUCAAGAUACUUCGUGCAAGCAGUCAGUAACUUCCCCAAGGCUCGUCUCGGGGACAUCAUGCUCUGACGCUCUUCAAAAACUCCCAAUUAAUACGCGAUGGAGUGCAAAUGGCGAAGCUACAGCGGUGACCGCAUCGAGCAAGUUGGACGAUAUCAUAAGGCAUUACUUGCGAGAACAACACCGCCAGUGCGCCAACCCUGUUACAACAGUGCCGCCGUUUAAACUGCUGGGUAAAGGUUCGUUGCAUCGGUGUCCGGAUCCUCCAGCAAAUAUGUCGUCGAACUUGAGCAUCUGUUCGCGGUUAUUGCGUCGAAGUCGAACGGGGUAUCGUGCUGGUCCACAUGCCUUUUCAACGUACUACGCUGAUGCCGGAAUUGACCGCUACGUGUUUAGUCGAUACCGGCCAUAUCGCACUGUAGGUGCUCACGUUGGAUCGUUCGCCUGGGGUGGGGUGAGUGUCGCUCGGUUCUUCGGAAAAGAUCAGCAAGACAUGCUGAUUGCCAACCAUGACGGAGAAUUACGUCAAUUCAAUAUCGGGUCUGACGAAGUCGUUGAAGAAUGGACGUGUCACCCGCCGUCAAGCGCAAUCGUCGACUUGGAAACGAAUGAGUCGACGUCCAUUGGCGCCCAAAGUCGCCUAAUUCUAACAGGGGCAGUCGCUCUCUCAGAGCUUGCCGUGAAUGAAAUUGGACUGUGGGAAGCAAACGACAUGAGUGCGCUAGUGGAGCGUUGGCGAUUUAAAGGCGGGCUUCGACCUCAAUUUAACCAUUACGGAGAUCGGAUCGUUGCACUCGACGCUCGCCCUGUGGACGAAGAGGAUGAGUUAGAUAACCUCGGUAUCACUGUCAAAGGUGCUGUUGUGCUCGAUAUCGCUACUGGAGACGUUCUGUGCGACCUGAAAGAUGCAACGCGCUCCAAUGACUACGGAGCAGAAACUAAUUGUUGCUUCUCGCCUUGUGACGGGACUAUUCUCACGGAUGGAAUGCUUUGGGAUGCCCGUAUCCCUACUCGCGCGUUGUACAAGUUUGACAAGUUAUCCAAUGUCGGUUGUGGCUUUUUCCACCCUAACGGAAACGAGGUGAUCGUCAACUCAGCAGUAUGGGACCUCCGUACAUAUCGUCUAUUGCGCAUGGUACCGGCGUUGGACAAGUGCACCAUUAAGUUCAAUCCUUCCGGUAGUGUCUUGUUUGCAUACUAUCCGUACGCUGGGGGCGAUUAUCUGGAGCGCCGAAAAAGCAAGCUCAAGUCGUGGUUUCGAGUUUUGGACUCGCGAGACUACAAAGAUAUCACGACGAUCGAUCUGGGUCGACCUGUGUUUGAUAUUAGUUUAAACACCAAUGGCACGCUGCUAUCUGUUGUUGAAGGGCGCUACCUGGAGGCUGGUGACGUCGACGAUGAUGAUUCGAUUUGCCGUCUGUACGACGUCGGCAGAAAACGCCCAGCGGAGGACGACUCGGAUGCAGAGGACGUUCAUGGCCAAUACUCAAGCGACGAAGACGACGCUGAAGAAGACGAUUAG
This is a messenger RNA of Phytophthora sojae, 4776 nucleotides long. RefSeq lists its product as hypothetical. Gene Ontology annotation, molecular function: protein binding. The coding region runs from base 1 to 4776 and encodes 1591 amino acids. The transcript is spliced from 6 exons. Gene Ontology annotation, biological process: protein ubiquitination. The record is from RefSeq and is a predicted model, not a curated record. Lineage: Eukaryota; Oomycota; Peronosporomycetes; Peronosporales; Peronosporaceae. Gene Ontology annotation, cellular component: nucleus; Cul4-RING E3 ubiquitin ligase complex.